CAUAAAACCCGCUUAGACCCGAUUGGUUCUUGUUUUAAAUCGCAGCGACCAUAAACGACAUUCAUCCGUACAAAAUAUAACUUGCUCAUUAGUUGACGGGUGAAGAUGUUUAUCACGGGAAUACUCUGCAUUUGUUCUAUUGGGACCACCUUUGUGAACAGCAUUCCUUAUGGCGGGACCGGAAACACGUGGCACAUCCAUGUGACCAUGCACGUGUUCUCGGGUCGGCCCGACCCCAGCUGGUUGAUCCCCGACACACAUGGGUCAUACGAUAGCUUUCUGUCUCGGAUGAAACGGUUUCCUAAUGCGGACAUUCCAACUAGGCUCGGUUAUAGGGGAUUCACCCUCGUGCAUGUUCCUCCUGGUGAACGCCUUACAUCCGGGCAACUGUUCAACGUGUCCGUGACGUCAUUUCCGGACUGGGAAAUGGAGCUGCUCGCAACAUCUGCAGGAAACGAGCAGAGGGGCGGUGUUGACGAGUAUUUAAGGGACCAUUCGAAGCGAAUCAUACUACAAGGCCAGCAGGGACCAGAGCGAAGCAAACGGAGCCUGUACGACUCGUACGGUAACAACUAUGGGUCUCUGUUUUACGAACCCACGACCCGAGACCCGAUCUUCAGCCUCACGGACGCCGACAUGUACGAGCUCGCAAAGCUUCUCGGGGUCGACAAGCGUCUGCUGAACCAGACGACAACACCGCCACCACGUGGUCCGACAAAAUUUGAGCCUACAAAAUGGAGACCGUACUUUGUUCAGGAGCACAACAACUGCUACAACUACGUGAACAACCGAAUAACAGACACGUUUGCGCAACCCGGCCGGUCCAAGGACGAGUGUGGUAUGCCCGACGAACUAACAGGAAAUGACGUAAAAGUGGCGGCAAUUUGUGACGGACUGCAGGUGGUUCCCGCGCGUAACAUGUCGUCACUUCCUGAACAUGACUGGAAUUUGGUUGCAUUGGUGUUCUGGCCCCCAAAACUAGGAAGUAAAACGUUCGACUUCCACUGGUAUAGGUUGGACGGUGACGGCACGUGGUCGCACAAACCGGGUAAAACGUCCGCCACAAACGUGGACGAUUCAGGGCAACACAUCCGGGACCCCCGGCAUGCCGACCGGGGCGAAUACACAGAGUUCAUAGCGUUCAUGGAAACAAGACAGGAUAAAGUCCUCCUAAUAUAGACGAUGUAGAUAUAUGAGCCUUACUUUGGGAUAACGGGAGUUUAUGUAUGUAAAGAGGUGAAACAGAUUAGCCUGUGGAGUCCGCACAGGCUUAUCAGGGAUGACAACCUCAGUUUGUAUGGUAGAUUUCGUUUUAAGGAAGUAUCUUCUUUGGUAAAACCCAGUUAAGUUGGAUAAUUGUCGAAUAUGCAGUAAGCGCCGUUUUUCCACGGCGGGGCUCAUAUGUUUUCCUGAUCGAGACUUUGUUUAGAUACGAUGGUCUGUUACGAAAACUAAUCACCGUAUAGAACUCAAUUCAUGUGUAACAUUGAUGUAGUUAAGGAAUAUACAAUGUUUGAAGAAGUAAUUGUUUUGUCGGCAAGACAUAAUGUAAACGGUGUUUAUCUGGCAUUUGUAUAUCAACAGUAAUCAUACUUAGAGAUUUGAAAUGAAUGUCUAAGCAGGAACUAUACAAUAUAUAUUUGUUACAAUUGAUUGUACUUACAAAAUAAUGCUACAUACAUGUUUAGUGACUUUUAUAAUAAAAACUCAUGUCCAUUA
This is a messenger RNA of Dreissena polymorpha, 1719 nucleotides long. RefSeq lists its product as uncharacterized. NCBI's taxonomy places the organism in Eukaryota, Metazoa, Mollusca, Bivalvia, Myida, Dreissenidae. The record is from RefSeq and is a predicted model, not a curated record. Bases 106 to 1179 code for a protein of 357 amino acids. The transcript is spliced from 6 exons.